Molecule: messenger RNA, 1700 nt
Organism: Jaculus jaculus (lesser Egyptian jerboa)
Lineage: Eukaryota; Metazoa; Chordata; Mammalia; Rodentia; Dipodidae
Gene: Proc
Product: protein C, inactivator of coagulation factors Va and VIIIa
Exons: 8
Coding region: 64-1608 (514 amino acids)
Biological process (GO): proteolysis; blood coagulation
Cellular component (GO): extracellular region
Molecular function (GO): calcium ion binding; serine-type endopeptidase activity
Source: RefSeq, a predicted model, not a curated record
AUUUAUUCACCGAGGGUCAAGUAAAUAUUUGUGGUUAUGGAUUAACCUGACUUCCGGGCUGUCAUGGUGGCAAGAAGGAGACCUUGCAGUUUCUCCACAGCCCCCACACCUACAGGUGUUAGCAGCUCCAGGAUGUGGCAGCUCGCCAGCCUCCUGCUGUUCGUGACCACACGGGGAACUUCAGGCACACCAACCCCUCCUGACUCAGUGUUCUCCGGCCCCGAGCAUGCCCACCAGGUGCUGCGGAUCCACAAACGCGCCAACGGCUUCCUGGAGGAGAUGUGGCCUGGCAACAUGGAGCGGGAGUGCAUAGAGGAGGUCUGCGACUUUGAAGAGGCCCAGGAGAUCUUCCAAGAUGUGGAUGCCACACUGGCCUUCUGGACCAAGUACUACGACGGUGACCAGUGCGGUGCCCCGCCCGCGGACCACCCGUGCGACAGCCCGUGCUGCGGGCACGGCGCGUGCCUGGACGGCUUGGGCGGCUUCAGCUGCCAGUGCGCCGAGGGCUGGGAGGGCCGGUUCUGCCAGCGCGGUGAGCGGCGGCGCGGCGCGGGGCGGCGGGCGCGCGGGCGGGGCGGGGCGGGGCGGGGCCCACGGCCACCGCCCGCUGGCCGUGUGCCGCCGUCCUGCCGCGCAGAGCUGAGCUUCCGCGACUGCCGCGUGCGGAACGGCGGCUGCGCGCACUACUGCCGCGAGGAGGACGGCGAGCGCCACUGCAGCUGCGCCCCGGGCUACGAGCUGGAGGAGGACCACGUGCAGUGCCGGUCCACGGGGCAUUUUCCGUGUGGAAAGCGAGUGGAGAAGAAGCGCAAGAAUUUCAAGCGGGACACGGACCUGGAAGACGAGGUAGAUCCGAGGAUCAUCAACGGAACGAUAACCAGACAGGGAGACAGCCCCUGGCAGGCAAUCCUGUUGGACUCGAAGAAGAAGCUGGCCUGUGGCGGCGUGCUCAUCCACACCUCCUGGGUGCUGACAGCGGCUCACUGCCUGGAGAAUCCCGCGAAGCUCACCGUGAGGCUGGGCGAGUAUGACCUGCGUCGCAGGGACAAGUGGGAGCUGGACCUGGACAUCAAGAAGAUCUUCAUCCACCCCAACUACAGCCGGAGCAGCAGCGACAAUGACAUCGCGCUGCUCCGCCUGGCCCAACCCGCCACCCUCUCCCAGACCAUCGUGCCCAUCUGCCUGCCCGACAGCGGCCUGGCCGAGCGGGAGCUCAUGCGGGUCGGCCAGGAGACGGUGGUGACAGGCUGGGGCUUUCACAGCGGCAAACAGAAGGAUGUCAAGAGAAACCGCACCUUCAUCCUCACCUUCAUCCAGAUCCCCGUGGCCCCCCGCAACGAGUGCAUCCAGGCCAUGAAAAGCGUCGUCACGGAGAACAUGCUGUGCGCAGGCAUCCUGGGGGACCGGCGGGAUGCCUGCGAGGGUGACAGCGGGGGACCUAUGGUCGCCUUCUUCGGAGACACCUGGUUCCUGGUGGGGCUGGUGAGCUGGGGCGAGGGCUGCGGGCUGCUCAACAACUUCGGUGUCUACACCAAAGUCAGCAACUACCUCGACUGGAUCCACAGCCACAUCUGGGGCAAGCAUGCCUCUCCCAAGAUCCAAGGCUAGCUGCCCCUCUCCUGGGUUAUCUCUGACCCCUUCUAGGGGGCUGGGCGAUUGAAUGUCAACAGAGGGGACAAUAAAGGGACGCGCAACAAUCA